AUGACUAAAUUGACAUCUUCAUCAAUAACAAAUCAAUCAAGGAUGAAGAGUUGGAUCAGUCUUCCUGUCAUUGUUCUAUUCUUUGUUGUAUUCUUUUUCAUCUCUUCUUUAAGGAUUAAAAUAAUCUAUACUACAACUACUAUUACUACAACAACAUCAACAACACCAUCAGCAGGAGAUGAACAAGUCUUGUUGGAAAACAAAGAGGCUGAGCCGCUUGUUAAACAUGUUACAAAACCUUAUCCCAAGCCAAAUUCUUAUCCAUUCACGAUUGUUACAGCAUCAAGUGCAAAUCAUCUCUGUUCAUUAGAAAACUUUUUAUAUUCUUUAUAUGAUUUACGUUCACAAUUCAAGCCAAAUGAAUUUCCUCGUAUUGUUGUUUACAAUAUCGGAAUGAACAGAACUCAACUACCUAUCCUUGAUCAAUUUGUCGAAACUGGUCUUGUGGAUGAUCUCGUCACGUUUGAUUAUUUCAAAUACCCACGCUUUUGGGAUGUCGCUAUCAACGCUGGUGAAUAUGCCUGGAAGACUGGUAUUGUGCAUGAAGCAAGCGAGAGAUAUGCUGAGAAUGGUAUCCUUGUGUGGCUGGAUGCUGGCAAUAUUGUCACACCUGAAUUCAUUAAAUCAAUUCCGACAGUCAUUCGCAAAGGCGGGGGGUUCUGGUCACCCAGAUCAUCCAAGGCCAUGAAGGACUGGACUCAUCCUGGUAUGUAUGAAUACUUCAACGCAGACCCGAAAGCCUAUGCACGUAAUGGAAACUGUAAUGGUGCUGCUAUUGGUUUUGAUGUGUCUAAUAAGAAUGUCAUGAAGCAGCUGAUUGAGCCCUGGUAUCAAUGUGGACUAGAUAAGAACUGUAUUGCUCCACCUGGUUCUUCAAGAGAAAAUCAUAGACAGGAUCAAGCUGCUCUUACAUUUUUAGCCUACAGGGCUGGUUUUAGCUGUACGAAAUCACCUAAUUAUUACAAGUUACAGACUCAUAGAGAUCACUCUUGUCGAUCCGAGUUAAUGGCAUUGGAUCUUCAGGAGAAACUGAAUCAUCCUAGUUCUAUUGAUUACCCCAAGUGGUAUGGAAGCAAUACUCUACAAUUAUAUCAUCAUCCUGAAUGGAGAUAUCCAGAAGACAAAGUACCCGAGCAACUAAAAAGGAUCUUGAACCCACCAUCAGCGGACCAAUUAGUUGCUUAG
Rhizopus microsporus ATCC 52813 is the source of this 1185-nucleotide messenger RNA. RefSeq lists its product as uncharacterized. The record is from RefSeq and is a predicted model, not a curated record. The transcript has 3 exons. The coding region runs from base 1 to 1185 and encodes 394 amino acids. NCBI's taxonomy places the organism in Eukaryota, Fungi, Mucoromycota, Mucoromycetes, Mucorales, Rhizopodaceae.